Messenger RNA from Camelina sativa (false flax), 1006 nucleotides. NCBI's taxonomy places the organism in Eukaryota, Viridiplantae, Streptophyta, Magnoliopsida, Brassicales, Brassicaceae. The record is from RefSeq and is a predicted model, not a curated record.
AACAAAUUAUAAAAAAGAACAAUAUUACACUCAGACAAACACAUACCAAUCACGUUUCUUGCCGACCGGAAAAUGGAUACUGAAAAAGGUUAUCCCAGAGGUUUCAGAGCUGACAGUAUACGAUCAGAAACAGGCCGCAGCAGUUUCAGGUCAGAUAGUAUGCAGAUCGAUGAAGCAGCCGAGCUACCACAAAACAAGAUAGGACAAGAAAACUCGACCUAUCUUGUCCUCUUCAAGAACAUAGACAGUGGAAACUUAGAAGCCACGAAAGCGUUCUUGGACCGAAAUCCUGAGGCUUUAACCGCAAGCUUAACCUCUAACGGAGACAGACCGAUCCAUAAAGCUGUUUUGUCUGGUCACAUCAAGAUCGUGGAAGAGAUCAUAAGACGGAUUCAUGAUCCAGAGCAAGUGUUGAAGAUCAAGAAUGAUAAUGGUUACACUGCGCUUACUUAUGCUGCGACCGGUGGGAUUGUGAGGAUUGCAGAGUGUUUGGUGAAUAAAUGUCCCAGUUUGGUUAGUGUCCGGAACGAGAAAGAGCAUAUACCAAUCGUGGUGGCUUCGUUGUAUGGUCACAAACAUCUUGUUCGGUAUCUUUACAAUCACACACCUCUCAGUGAUCUUGAUCCUGAUGGUUCAGAUGAUCACAAUGGCAAGAACGGAGCGAUGCUUGUGACUAAUUGUAUUGUCGAUGGAUUAUAUGGUAUUGCUUUGGAUCUGAUUCAGAGAUAUCCCAAGCUGGCUUAUACUCGAGACAGCGACAAUGAUACAGCGAUCAUCGCGCUUGCUCAAACACCUUGUGCGUUCCUUAGCGGUACCCGUCUUGCGUUUUGGCAACGGUGGAUAUAUUAUUGUAUUCACAUAGAAAAGGUUAAUAACCCUCACGAAGUUCUGAAUCAUCAUGACCAUCAAUACAGGAAAGAAGAAGAUCAUAGUUGGAUUCAAGACAAGUUGUGGAAACACCUUAAAGUUCUUUGUAAGCAGUAAAACUCAUCUCAAAUAGUGAGCC